ACUGUCAAGGCAACAGCAGAGAUUUGAUUUCAUGGGGCGAAAAAAGAAGCUCCCAAAGUUUGCGAAGGAGUGAAAUAUGUGUGAAAAUGGCAAGAAAGUGACCGGUCCGACAGCUGUGCCGUAAAUCAAUGGUUUAAAACGGGAUUAUUCACCACCAGUCUUCAAUUUCGCUGUUUUAAAAAUGGAAGAAGAAGAUGAAGGUCUUUGCCUGUAUCCUGCUAUUGGGAGUGACAUUCGUUCUCGCCUGCAGCAGUUUGUGGAGGAGAGGAUGCAGACCACUAUGCUGACGGGUGUAUUGAUUGGGGCUGUGGUGGCUGUGUGUCUGAUAGGAAUCGCCGUGCUGCUCCUCUACCGCAGAUAUAAGCAUGCAAGUCAGGAGGCUGGGGUUCCUCGCUAUCGCUUCAGAAAAAGAGAUAAAGUGCUCUUUUACGGCAGGAAAAUCAUGAGAAAGGUCCAGACCUUGUCCUCAACACCAACCUCCACUUUGGUGUCUAAGCAGCGCUCUCGGAAAAGACCUAAAGUUCUAAGUAUAGCUCGCAGGAUCUUGCGGAUCAGGAAAGAGCCGCCAACUUUGCAGCCUAAGGAACCCCCUCCCUCUCUCCUGGAGGCAGAUCUCACUGAGUUUGACGUGCAGAACUCAAACCUACCCUCAGAAGUGCUGUACAUGCUCAAGAACGUCAGGGUCCUUGGUCAUUUUGAGAAGCCCUUGUUUUUGGAGCUGUGUCGGCACAUGGUGUUUGUGGAGCUGCAGGAGGGUGAGGGGCUCUUCAAACCGGGGGACGAUGAUGACAGCAUUUAUGUGGUUCAGGAUGGAAGACUGGAGCUUUGCAUUCUUGAGAUUGAUGGCACAGAGCUUGUGGUGAAGGACGUGCUGCCUGGGGACAGCGUUCACAGUCUACUCAGCAUCCUAGAUAUCAUUACGGGUUAUCCAGCUCCUUAUAAGACCGUGUCUGCUCGUGCGGCGGUCAGGUCUACAAUAUUGCGUCUGCCUGCCUCAGCUUUCCAGUCAGUGUUUGAGAAAUACCCAGAGACGCUAGUGAGGGUCAUACAGAUAAUCAUGGUGCGUCUUCAGAGAGUCACGUUCCUGGCGCUUCACAACUACCUGGGACUGACGACCGAGCUUUUCAAUCAGGAAAGACAAGCAGUGCCGCUGUUCACCGUCAACAGUGUGCUGUCUGAGGGAAGUCCCAGCAGAGUCCCACGCAGACCACACUUACAGACACAACAUGAAGACGAGCACCUGCAGGGCUCCACUGAGCACUUGACUGACUCUGAUGGGGGGCAAGCUGGUUCAUAUGAAAGCACAUCCACAGUCGCACGCAGGUUUCGCUCUGUGUCAAUGCCUGUUGAGAGCUCAGGAGUGGCAGGAAAUGACCUAAACAUGGCCUACGAAAGAGCCAGAGUCACCAUAGAUGACCCUCCAUCCACUUCUGUCAUUCACAAGUCUAUUUUGAAGAAGAGUGUGACCAUGCAGCACGCUCCUUCCGCUGUCAUUCACUACACAGACAGUGCACCACACUCUGAUGUUCCCCCUAGUAAAGUGGGUGCCAUUUUCCAAGCUGCCAAGAAGGAUCUGCUUGGGAUUGUUCCGCUGCAGGACCCCAGUUUGCUGGAGGGCAGAGUGACUCUCCAUCAAGUAAAAGCUGGCUCUGUCGUAGCUCGCCAAGGAGAUCAGGAUGUGAGUGUUCAGUUUGUGAUCUCGGGCACGUUGCAUGUAUACCAGCGGAUGAUUGACCGAGAGGAAGACACAUGUCUGUUUGUGGCUCACCCAGGAGAGCUGGUGGGUCAGUUGGCAGUACUGACAGGAGAGCCUCUUAUCUUCUCUGUUCGGGCACAUCGCGACUGCAGCUUCCUGUCCAUCUCAAAAACACACUUCUAUGAAAUCAUGCGAGCUGAGCCCACAGUGGUGCUGAAUGUGGCUCAUACAGUUGUAAGGAGGAUGUCAUCUUUCGUCAGACAGAUUGAUUUUGCCCUUGACUGGAUGGCAGUGGAGGCGGGCAGAGCUGUCUACAGGCAGGGUGAUAAGUCUGACAGUACUUUUAUAGUGCUCAGUGGCCGACUGCGUUCCGUCAUCUUGAAGGAGGAUGGGAAAAAGGAGCUGACUGGAGAGUAUGGUAGAGGAGAUCUCAUUGGAGUGGUGGAAGCUCUGACCCAUCAGAACAGAGCAACUACUGUUCAUGCUGUUCGGGACUCUGAACUGGCUAAACUACCCGAGGGCGCUCUCAGUUCUAUCAAGAGAAAAUUCCCACAGGUAGUCACAAGGCUUAUCCACCUGCUCGGGCAGAAGAUCCUCCAGCAAGUUAAUGGUCCUCUGACAGCUCGCAGUCUAGCUUUACACACACCCAGCAGUAAAUGGGACGCAGGGAAUCCAGCAUCAAACCUGUCCACCGUCGCUGUGCUCCCGGUUUCAGAGGAAGUUCCUCUCACCGCGUUUACUUUGGAACUUCAGCAUGCGCUUUUAGCUAUCGGUCCCACUCUUCUCUUAAAUAGUGGCAUCAUCAAACAACGCCUUGGUUCUGCUGCGUUAGACAGCGUACAUGAGUACAGGUUAUCGAGUUGGCUGGGUCAACAGGAAGACAUCCACCGCAUAGUUCUGUAUCAGACAGAUGUGUCACUCACCCCGUGGACUCAGCGCUGCAUCAGACAGGCCGAUUGCAUCAUCAUCGUGGGACUAGGAGAGCAGGACCCAGCCGUGGGAGAGCUGGAGCGCAUGUUAGAGGGGAGUGCGGUGAGAGCGCAGAAACAGCUGGUGUUGUUGCACCGUGAGGAUAGUCCUCCUCCCAAAGGAACUGCCGAAUGGCUGAACAUGCGAAGCUGGAUCUCCAGGCACCUUCACCUGUCCUGCCCCCGCAGGGUCUUCUCCAAGAGGAGCCUGCCAAAAUUGAGAGAGAUGUACCAGCGUGUGUUCCAGAAACCUGCUGAUCGUCACUCUGAUUUCUCUCGUCUGGCUCGAGUUCUGACCGGAAACACCAUCGCUCUGGUACUGGGAGGCGGAGGAGCCAGGGGUUGUUCUCAGGUAGGCAUCAUUCGGGCAUUGAAUGAAGCAGGAAUCCCCAUCGAUCUGGUGGGUGGCACCUCUAUUGGUUCUAUGAUGGGAGCGCUUUACGCGGAGGACCGCAGUUACAGCAGGAUGAAGAUCAGGGCCAGAGAGUGGGCAAUGGAAAUGACAUCAGUGUUUAAAAAAGUGCUGGACCUGACCUACCCUGUCACCUCCAUGUUUUCCGGAGCUUCGUUUAACUCCAGUAUUAAUGCUGUCUUCAAGGACAAACAGAUAGAGGACCUCUGGAUCCCAUAUUUCAACAUCACCACGGACAUCACCGCCUCCACCAUGAGAGUGCACACUGACGGCUCCCUGUGGAGGUAUGUGCGUUCCAGCAUGUCUCUUUCUGGUUAUCUGCCACCACUGUGCGAUCCAAAAGAUGGACACCUGCUCAUGGACGGAGGCUACAUCAAUAACCUACCAGCGGAUGUGGCUCGCUCCAUGGGUGCUAAGGUGGUUAUUGCCAUCGAUGUGGGCAGCCAAGAUGAAACCAACCUCACCAACUAUGGCGACGCCCUUUCUGGCUGGUGGCUGCUAUGGAAGCGUCUCAACCCACUGGCUGAGAAAGUCAAGGUGUUGAACAUGACUGAGAUCCAGGCCCGGCUGGCUUAUGUGUGCUCAGUGCGACAGCUCGAGUCUGUUAAGAAUAAUGAUUACUGUGAAUACAUCAGACCUCCCAUCGACAGAUACCGCACACUCGAGUUCGGCAAGUUCGAUGAGAUCAGCGAAGUUGGAUACCAGCAUGGGAAGACAGUGUUCGAUGUGUGGUGCAGGAGUGGAGUGGUGGAGAAUAUGAUGAAGGACAGACAUCAGGAAGAGUUUCACAAAACACAGAGCAACAAUGUGGUGACAUGUCCAAAUGCUUCCUUCACUGAUUUGGCUGAAAUCGUCUCACGCAUUGAGCCAGUCAAACCAGCGCUUGUGGAUGAAGAAUCAGACUACCACACAGACUAUGAAGAGGAGAUGGCGGAAAGUGCACUGUCAGACAUGGAGCUCUACAAUCAUUGUAGUGAACAUACAGAGGAGGAAUUUACCGCAGACACUGAUGAAGAGUUGGAGAGGACUCAAAGACAGCGCUUGCAUUCUCAAGGGGAAAAUCAGAGUCCGGUGCCACUCAAAACAUCCAAAACCUCCAUCCCCAACAGCCCUCUAACCGUCCACAUGAGAAAAACACCUGGCCAAAAACCCUUCCAUUCUGACCACUGACCAAGACUUCAACAUCGCAGUGCACAAACACUUACACUCCAGUGGUUUAGGGUUUAAACACAUUCCAUUCACAAUCCAGCCAUUUUGAGGCCUUCAGGAUUUUAAACAAGCCUUAUUCCAAUUCUUUCAUGCAAAACUCCAAAGAAAACAUCCACUAGUGCCUUGGCAGUUUAAGAUAAACAUGCUGGGUUACAUGGGAUGGGCCUGAAAUAAUACCUGUGCUUGACUGAGACGGACUAUCCCAAGAGUAUCUGUGAAGUUACAUGCUGACUUUGAGCUCUUUUGAUUGCCAAGGCUCAGCUUAAAUUACCAGUUAGUCAAUAGAGGAGCAAAUUCAAUGAGCUAGACAAUCUGCUUGUAUAAACAAUUAGAUUAGGUUGUGUUCACGGCUGAUUCUUUCUACUGUCAAUGAAAGUAGCAGAAAAGAGCAAAAUAAUGAUUGACUUAAGAGAUCUUAUUAUUUAUAAGCUUGUAUGAUUGCCCCGAAAGCAUUUUUUGUUUUCAAAAGAUGUCUAAUAGACGUGUUGGCUAAAGCUAGGCUAAAUUUGGGCUGUGAGUGAAAAUCUAAUAGACAUCUAAGAAUAGGCCAAAACUAGACUAGUCAUCAAAUAAACAGAAAUGAAUGACUACACAUAAAGCAUGUCUAAUCUGUCUAUUUGACCACUUUUCUAUUCUUAGAUGUCUAUUAGAUUUUUACUGACAGCCCAAGUUUACCCUUGUUUUAGCCAAGCUGUCUACGUUUAGAUGUCUAUUAGACGUCUAUUAAACACAAAAUUGUUUGCUGUGUGAUGUUGGCUAUUUUAGUUUCUUUUAAAUCUCUCGGAAACCAUUUGACAAAUUGAUUUGAGAUUUUCCUGAUCUAGUGAAUGAUCGAGUGAAUGAUUUAAACUAACCAACGUCAUAUAUCAAACCAAAUAUGUUGUUUAAGUUAAUAGUACCUCUAGCUCAGGAGUGCUCAAACUUGGUCCCGAAGGGCCGGUGUCUUGGCUAGUUUAGCUCCAAUUUCCUUCAACACACCUGCCUUAACGUGUCUGGUAUACUUAUUCAGAACUUGAUUAGCUUGUUUAGGUCUGUCUAACCUGGAACUAGGGUUGUCACAAUACUGGAAUUCGAUUGGUACCGAAUUCCAACAUCGUGACAACCAGGGGCGGACUGGCCAUAGGGAGCACUGGGUGGCCUGACAGUCAAUCUGGCCUGCCACUGUGACUUUUCACUUACCGAUCAGCCCACACCAACCACCUCCACCAUACUCCCCGGGUCACUUACCGAUCACACCUCAUGUGACCGGAGCCAUAUUAUGAAAUUGCUGUCCCAGUCCGGCCUUGGUCACAACCCUUGUUGUAACUAAACUUUGCAGGUCACUAGUCCUCCAAGGCUCGUGUUUGGGCACCCCUGCUUUAGCUGAAUGUGAUCAAACUACACGAACAAGCCUAUCAAUGCAAUAUUUUUUACACUUCUUGAUUUUGUUUUUGCCUUAUGAUACAUGUAGUGCCUUUUAACCUUAAAGAUUCACCCAAAAAUGAAAAUUUGCUCACUCUUUUAGACCAUCCAAGGUGUUUCGUGAACAUACUGAUCAUUUUGCUUCAGAAGAUCUCAAUGUAUUGUCAGGAUCCAAGGGUAUUUAUUUAGUUUUGCUUGUCUUUUUGUUUGGUUUUUACUCUGAGUGCUGUUGACUUGUUUUAUGUUUAACUAAAGAAUAAAAGUACAUCCUAGAUGUCCUGAGAGUGAGUAAAUAAACAGCAAAUCUCCAUUUUUGGGUGAACUAUGCCUUUAAUACUAGCCAUAUGAGACAGUGGGAGAUUAGUAAUGUGUCUAAUAUUAUUAACAGUCCAAUCACAAUGCCAGUAUUGAUUCGUUUGUUUUAUUCAUGUCAAGAUGAAUAACUUUAACUUGAAGCUUUGUGGUCAAAGGCCAUAGUUUUUCAAAUCUUUUGUAACUUCUAAUACCAUGUGCCAAUACUUUCACUUAUUUUUAUUGUGACACUGUGGUAAAGCACUUUGUCAGCAUUCGUUGUUUAGAGUCAAGGGUAAAAACUCACAUUAUGGACAUUUGAAAACAGCUCCGUGUUUUUGCUUUGGAAUAAUGGGAGAAGCUGGUGUCAUUCUGAAAAUGCUGAUUUCUAAUAAACUGCAUUAGUUGUG
Molecule: messenger RNA, 6387 nt
Organism: Danio aesculapii
Lineage: Eukaryota; Metazoa; Chordata; Actinopteri; Cypriniformes; Danionidae
Gene: pnpla7a
Product: patatin-like phospholipase domain containing 7a
Exons: 36
Coding region: 182-4246 (1354 amino acids)
Biological process (GO): lipid metabolic process
Cellular component (GO): endoplasmic reticulum
Molecular function (GO): phosphatidylcholine lysophospholipase A1 activity
Source: RefSeq, a predicted model, not a curated record